AUGGGGGAGCGCGGGUUUGCCAUCAAGGCGGACGCGACCAAGACGGCGUGGGAGUCGGACGAAUUCCCGCUGCUGUGUGAAGGAUGUCUAGGCGAGAACCCGUACGUGCGCAUGAUGAAGGAGGCGUACGGCAGCGCCUGCAAGAUCUGCGCCCGUCCGUUCACGGUCUUCCGCUGGAAACCUGGCAAACGCGCGCGAUACAAAAAGACUGAAGUGUGUCAAACGUGCGCGCGGAUGAAGAACGUGUGUCAGACGUGCGUGCUGGACUUGCAGUACCAUCUGCCGGUGCAAGUGCGGGACGCGUUUCUGGCCAAAGAAGACGGUGGCGGGGACAGCCACGUGGCUGUGAACGUGCCGGAGAGCGACGCCAAUCGCGAGUGGUUCUCACAGCAGCACCUUCGCAUGCUGGAGCAAGAAGGAGCGGUCUCGGUCUACGGCAAAGCCACUGGAGCUGGGAGCUCGGCACUCUUGCGGAUGGCACGUCGGGAGCCGUACUACAAGCGCAACCGCGCACACUUGUGCUCGUUCUAUGCGCGCGGAGAGUGCAAUCGAGGCGACGAGUGUCCUUAUUUGCACGAAAUGCCACGAGACAAGGACGAUCCGCUGGCGAAACAAAACAUCAAGGACCGGUACUACGGGAAGAACGACCCCGUGGCUGCGAAGAUGCUCGGUGGAGAUCAGAAGAAGAGUCAGCGCGAUGGGAAACACGAGCGCAAACCUCGAGGAUCUUCACUAGCGCUGGAAGGUGCAGUGAAGCCGAAACCGCCUCCACUUCCACGUGGACAGAAGCCGCCGCUUCCAGCUGGACCGCCGCCGACUGUGGCGUCGAAGGCUGAGGAAGAGUUGAAAGGCUAG
Peronospora matthiolae is the source of this 855-nucleotide messenger RNA. The record is from the annotation of a GenBank genome assembly. NCBI's taxonomy places the organism in Eukaryota, Oomycota, Peronosporomycetes, Peronosporales, Peronosporaceae.